Messenger RNA from Yarrowia lipolytica CLIB122, 1164 nucleotides. RefSeq lists its product as uncharacterized. Gene Ontology annotation, biological process: RNA processing. NCBI's taxonomy places the organism in Eukaryota, Fungi, Ascomycota, Dipodascomycetes, Dipodascales. The record is from RefSeq and is a predicted model, not a curated record.
AUGGAAGCAUACAGAAAGGAGCAGCGGGCUGCCGAGCUCAAGAAACAGAAUCGACAGAAACGGCAACAGAAAGAAUCGCGAUUGGAAGGACUCGAUCCCUUGCGUCUUCACUGGCGGCUGACGCAGUUGCAGCAAAAAUACCAAAACACGGGGUUCAAAAAGGUGUUCAUUCCUCACCAUGAACAGAAGCAGAUUGCCAGACUGGAACAGGACUUGGCUGACCUCAAAAGAUCAAAGGGCAUUUCGGAGGAGGAUUGGAAGGGCAUGUUGGACCAGCAAAAGAAGCGGGAGACGCGAUUCAAGAGAUUCAAACUGGGACUAGGGGAGGUGACGGACUACAACUCUCCUCCACAAGGUCAACAGAGGGAAAGUGUGUUUUGGGAUCCGGUAUUCAAUCAUCGAGGAGUUUCGCCCAGAGGCUUUCCUUAUUUGAGUAAGUCUGUGUUGCGUAAACGUGUGGACAAGGAGGACAGAGAUGACGUUGAGUUUUCGUCUGAUGAGGAGGUGGUGGAUAUCCCCUUGCCAUCAGAUGUUCCUCAGUGGAAGAAGGAGAGGGAGGAGGCUAAGGAAGAGGGCGAUUCAGCGGUCAAGGAUGGCACACGUGACCAACCACGUGACCGUGUCACUCGUGCAGAGGCUCCGAAGAUUGAGGCCAAGGAUGUCUAUGAAUCUGGACCUCAGGUUCGCAAUCUGGCUGCAGAGGCGGCUAGGUUUGUGCCUCGGCAGGUGCAGUUGAAGCAGAAGCGCGCGGCUGAGGCUAAAUCUGUGGCUGACGGGAAGGAGGUGGAGGAGAAGGCGGAGGUGGAGGAGAGCGUGAGGCCGUCUUCUCAUCCUAUGAUGGAAGAGGUUGAGGAGGAUAAUGCAACCAGUAUUCAUGUUGAGAGAGUGUCAGCUCAACAAGAAAAUCAGGCUGUAUCGGUUGAUGAGUGUGGACCUGAAACUGUCAAGAUUGAUGAGCCCAUUGAGACUGUGUCGGAAGAGGUUCUACCCACGGGAGAUGUCGAGAUUGAAGCUCAACCUCAACCUCCAGCUGUCGAAGAUGAGCCUGUCCCAGCUGCUGAGCCCGUGACAGGACACAAACUUCUCAUCGGAAACAACUUGGAGACUGCAGCUUCUGAAUCAGAGGAGGAAGACGACGACGACGACGACGACGCUCUUUACUAG